This is a messenger RNA of Camellia sinensis, 1191 nucleotides long. The record is from RefSeq and is a predicted model, not a curated record. Lineage: Eukaryota; Viridiplantae; Streptophyta; Magnoliopsida; Ericales; Theaceae.
GCAUGAGAUUGUGGGUGUAGUGACAGAGGUGGGUAGCAAGGUACAAAAGUUCAAAGUUGGAGACAAAGUUGGUGUUGGUUGCAUGGUUGGAGCGUGUCACUCAUGUGACAGCUGCAAGAACGACCAUGAAAAUUACUGUCCAAAAGUGAUUCUCACCUACAACUCCAUAUACUAUGAUGGAACCAUGACAUAUGGAGGCUAUUCUGAUCACAUGGUUGCUACUGAGCGCUGUGGUUCGGAUUCCUGACAAUCUGCCUCUUGAUGCAUGUGCUCCUCUCCUUUGCGCUGGGAUCACAACUUAUAGCCCCCUAAGAUAUUUUGGACUUGAUAAGCCUGGUCUGAAUUUGGGCGUGGUGGGUCUAGGUGGGCUGGGUCAUGUAGCUGUGAAGUUUGCCAAGGCUUUUGGGCUUAAAGUCACUGUGAUCAGUACCUCCCCUCGCAAGAAGAAGGAGGCUAUUGAACAUCUUGGUGUGGAUUCAUUUCUGAUUAGCACUGACCCUAAUGAGAUGCAGGCUGCUAUGGGCACUUUGGAUGGAAUUAUUGACACAGUCUCUGCAGUUCACUCUUUACUACCAUUGCUUGGUCUGUUAAAGUCUCAUGGAAAGCUCGUCUUGGUUGGUGCACCAGAAAAGCCAUUUGAAUUACCAGCCUUUCCUUUGCUUAUGGGGAGGAAAAUAGUAGUUGGAAGUAACAUUGGGGGUAUGAAGGAGACACAAGAAAUGAUUGAUUUUGCAGGAAAACACAACAUAACUGCGGACAUUGAGGUCAUCCCAGCGGACUAUGUGAACACUGCUAUGGAGCGUCUUGCCAAAGCUGAUGUUAAGUACCGGUUUGUCAUUGACAUUGGAAACACACUGAAAGCUGCCUAGUCUUUACCCUUAUGCUUCCUGAAUUUAGUUUGUUGUAGUGACAUGGUCACCGAUAUGGGAGACUAUUAAGUUGUCUACUGUCUUUAUUUUUUUUUUGUAAUGUCGGGCUUUUUGUUACCAAUGUUGGAACAUCUUUUCUACCGGUUACAUCCUGUGUCUCCUAGCCCAACUUAAUUUUUAAGUGCACUUUUGAAGAUCUCAAAUGCAUUGCUACAAAAUAGUUGACUUAACUGCUUGACAUUAUGUAAAGAGUGCGUGAGAAGCAUUACCCAAAAAGACAAAGUCUUCACUCCUUCGUAAUCAAAUUAACCAUGUUUGCAUC